AUGGUUGUGUCUGAAUCAAAGAGAAUUAAAAGAGGAAAGAUAGCGCAUUUUUUCUCUACUUUUCUCUUUUGUAUCCAAGAUCAAAAAGACCCCAAACAUGACUCUCAGAAGGUGGAAAAAAUUCUUCAGAGAGACAAUAAGGUGUCUAGGGAUGAAAACAAAGCCCUUAGAAGAGAAAAUAAGUCCCUCUGGGGAGAAAACAGAGCUCUCCGAAGAGAAAACAAAACCUUCCGAAUGGAUAACCAGUUAACACGGGAGAAGAAUCAGACCUGGAGACAGCGAAACCAGGUCCUAUGGAUGUUCAAUAGCGUGAUCUUUGAGAUCCAAAAGUCACAUGAGGAAAAAAUUAGUGUCUUGAGCACAGAAACAAAGUCUUAUUGGCAAAAGAACAAAGCCCUGAAAGCUCAGAUCAAGGCUCUCUGGGAGCAGGAGAUAGCCUUCCAGAAUGAGGCAAAAGCUCUUCGAGAAGAAAUAAGGUCUCUCCAUGAGAACAUCAAGGCCCUGCAGCAUCAGGAGAGAGCAAUCAGGAUGGAGGAAGUGGCCCUGAUGGAAGAAGGAAUAGCGCUGGAGAUGGAAGAGCAGGCUCUGUGGAAGGUGGAGCUGGCCCUUCGUGAGGAGAACAAGGCUCUCAGAGAAGAAAGCAGGGCCCUGCAGGAGGAGGAACGAGCCCUCCUGGGGGAGGCAAAGGUCCUGGAGCAGUGGAGUAAGGUUCUCCAGGGAACAAACAUGCUUGCUGGGAAAACGUGCAGUAAGAACACUCGGCAGGAGAAGUGUUGCUUGAACACAUAG
This is a messenger RNA of Miniopterus natalensis, 789 nucleotides long. RefSeq lists its product as uncharacterized. Lineage: Eukaryota; Metazoa; Chordata; Mammalia; Chiroptera; Miniopteridae. The record is from RefSeq and is a predicted model, not a curated record.